This is a messenger RNA of Grus americana (Whooping crane), 2771 nucleotides long. Its product is annotated as E3 ubiquitin-protein ligase TRIM11-like. Bases 273 to 2207 code for a protein of 644 amino acids. The transcript is spliced from 5 exons. Gene Ontology annotation, molecular function: protein binding; zinc ion binding. NCBI's taxonomy places the organism in Eukaryota, Metazoa, Chordata, Aves, Gruiformes, Gruidae. The record is from RefSeq and is a predicted model, not a curated record.
ACAGCUAAUAUCCCCAUGAGCUGCGCCGGACGUAGCAGGAACUCCGCUCACUCCUUGCAAUCCUGCAUUAAUCCCUGCUUUCUACAGCCACCCUCCGGCCGCAGUUUGCUUCCCCUGGCUGCGGCCAAAGUGUUAAAAAAAAUCACCUCGCAAAUAAAUUGCCUCUCCUAAAGCCCCGGCUAUCGCUGCCUGCAUUCCCUGCUGUCGUUUUGUCGCUGGAGAGGUGGGAACGUCAGAUAAGCUCCGUGUUGCUCUUCCCCGCGAGGUUCUGGAUGCCAACGCCGGCCUCCUGCCCCGUCGCCGCUUCCAGGAAAACCAUCGCCCGGCCCCUUCGCGAGGGCGUUUCUCUGAGCGCUCAUAAAAACAACAACAACCCCGUCGCUUCGGCCAUGGCCGCGGGAAACGCCGUGGAAAAUCUCCAGGAGGAAACCACCUGCGCCAUCUGCCUGGAUUUCUUCCACGACCCUGUCAUGCUCCUGAGUUGCGGCCACAAUUUUUGCCGUGGCUGCCUCGACCGUUGUUCUGGGGAUGCCGCCGGGGCCGGUUCCUGCCCCCAAUGCCGUUUACCUUUCCCCCGCGGUGGCUUCCGUCCCAACCGGCAACUGGCCAACGUGGUGGUGGCCGUCCGGGAGCUGGCAAUGCCGGUGGCGGAGGAGCUUUGCCGGCGGCACCGCCGACCCCUCACCCUUUUUUGUCACCGGGAUGGGAUCCUCCUCUGCACCGCCUGCGCCGAGCAUCACGCCCACCCCGCCGCGCCCCUCGAAGAGGCCGCUCGCGAGUACAGGGAGCAGUUCAAAGCUUCCCUAAAAGUCCUGCAAGAGGAGGACGAGCGACUCGCUGGGCUGGCAGCGGCAGCGGAGGAGACGAGACGGGAGAUGCUGACUCGAGUCGAUGCCGAGAAGCAGAAGCUGCUGGCGGUGCUGGAAGGGCUUCGGCGGGUGUUGGGAGAGCAGGAAUCGCGGUUCUUGACCCGUCUGGGUCGCCUACGCCGCAGGCUGGAGGAGCAGCGACGCGGGGAAGCCUCCGAACUGGCCCGGCUCCGGCAACGCCGCAGCGAGCUCCAGGCCAAGUGCCGGCAACCGGACGGUGACCUGCUGCAGGUGAGCCAAAUCCUUCCCCCAAUCCCUCUGUUUUCCCCCUCUUUGGCUUUUAUUCCCAGGCAAACAGCCCUGAACGUCUCUCUCCCUUCCUCUCCAGGAUGCCCAAAUCACCCUGAGCAGGUACCGGGGCCAAAAACGUCACCAGGAACACCGUUUUGGGGCCAAAAUCCUCUGUUUUGGGGGUCUCCUCCUCACCCUGCAUCCUUUUCCCCCGGGGUUUUUGCUUUUGAGCUGGGGGGGACAACGGUUAAUCCCAAGCUUGGUGGUGAUGGGGAUCUCCCAUCACGUCUUGCAGGAGCUGCAGCCUUUCCUGGGGAAAUAAAGCCUGGAGGGAGGUGCUUUCCCCAUGGUAUUCCAGCACGGGGAAGGGAAAUUUGGGGAUUCCUUGGCAUUAAACACCCCAAUUUGCCCCCCCCGAGGUGCACAGAGUGGAGGGCGCAGCCAUCACAGCCGCCGAUGCCAGAGCUGGAAGCAGAGUUUGAGGAGUUUGUCCUGAAAACCAGCAUGCUGGCAGAGACAAUGAUGCAGUUUAAAGACAUCUUGGGGUGCUCGUUAGAGGAAGACUCGGGGGGAUACCGGAGAGCAACCGUGACGCUGGACCCGGCCACAGCUCACCCCCAAAUCUUGGUGUCAGCAGACGGUCGGACCGCAGGACGCCGGGAAUCGCCCCCGGCUCCUCUUCCUUCGGGAACCGAACGUUUCGAGUCUCUCCGCUGCGUUUUGGGUCGGCAGGGCUUCGCGGGGGGCCGGCACCGCUGGGCCGUGGAGGUUCGUCCCGGUCCCGACUGGGCGCUGGGGGUGGCUCGGGAAUUCGUCUCCCGUAAGGGUUGCUUCGGUCUCAGCCCCGAACGAGGGGUUUGGGCCGUGGGGCAGUGGUUGGGGAAGUUACGGGCUCUCACCUGGCCCAGCCCCACGUCUCUGCCCCACAGCCGCGUGCCCCGACGCAUCGAGGUGGCUUUGGAUUACGCCGGAGGGCGGGUGGCUUUUCGCGACGCCGACAGCGAGACCGAAAUCUUCGCUUUUCCCCCGGCCGUUUUUGCUGGCGAACGACUCCGGCCGCUGCUCUGGCUGGGCGAGGGGCCGGCUCUGCUCACCCUCUGCCCCUGAACCCCCAAAAACCAGACCCUGAACCCCCCAAACCCAAACCUUUCCACCACCCCAACAAACCUCCCGCUCAAUAAACAGCCCCAACACCCCCCCCAGCCCCGUUUGCUUUUCCUUUUAACACCCACCGUAGCAAAAUUCAUCACAUUUCACCGCCCCGCUCCUCACCAGGUUUGCACAGACUCAAAAUUCCCCUUAAAUAUCACUUUUGCAGCUCUGCUGGGCAGUUCUCUGGUAAAAAAUAAGCCUGGAAAAGGGAAAAAACCCACAGAAAUAUCUUGUUUUCCACCACUCACCCUAAACCCCCCCUCUCAAAGUAAAACCCACCCUGAAUGCACAUUUAUUCACCCAUUUAAUUAUUAUUAUUAUUUUUCAAAGAGAAAGAAAUCACACAUGGGCCCAGAGCAGGAUUUUGCACACUGGGGAGAAGAGCCACACUCAAGAGGUUGGGGGUUUUUUUUUUUUGGCCAAUUUAAUACUUUUUGUUGGGUUUUUCCUCCCCAUCACACUGUGUAUGAGAAAAAUACCCUCCAUAGAAGAACAGUGAUUUUUGUUUCCCCAACUGUU